AAUCGUUCUACAAACUUCAGCAAAGGGGAGGAACUUCUUCUAUUGCAAGAAAUAGAGAAAUAUAAAAGUAUAGUGGAAUGUCAGGCCACAAACAAAGUAAACAGUAAAGAAAAGGAAGAAGCAUGGCAAAAAAUUUUGUCUAAUUUUAAUUCUAAAAAUUUGGAAUUCCGUACGGUUGGCCAAAUUAAAAAUAAAUAUGAUAAUUUCAAAACAAGAUCCAGAAAAAUAGUAGCAAGUGAGAAGACCUAUUUAAGAGGCACUGGUGGUGGUCCACCAAUAAAAACAGUGGCGGAUCCUGUAGUUGAGGCAACACUUAACAUUAUUAAUGGCAAAACAGUGGUGGGUCACAUCACCAUGAUAGAUAGUGAUGAAACGAUCCCAUGGGAAAACAUUCCUAGUACUAGUAUCGCGCAUAAGGGUUAA
Messenger RNA from Diabrotica virgifera virgifera (western corn rootworm), 423 nucleotides. Its product is annotated as myb/SANT-like DNA-binding domain-containing protein 3. The transcript is spliced from 3 exons. The record is from RefSeq and is a predicted model, not a curated record. Lineage: Eukaryota; Metazoa; Arthropoda; Insecta; Coleoptera; Chrysomelidae. Gene Ontology annotation, cellular component: nucleus. The annotation marks the transcript as partial.